This is a messenger RNA of Pelobates fuscus (common spadefoot toad), 3738 nucleotides long. RefSeq names its product clathrin light chain B (gene CLTB). Bases 178 to 855 code for a protein of 225 amino acids. Gene Ontology annotation, molecular function: structural molecule activity; clathrin heavy chain binding. The record is from RefSeq and is a predicted model, not a curated record. Gene Ontology annotation, biological process: clathrin-dependent endocytosis; intracellular protein transport. Gene Ontology annotation, cellular component: plasma membrane; clathrin coat of coated pit; clathrin coat of trans-Golgi network vesicle. Lineage: Eukaryota; Metazoa; Chordata; Amphibia; Anura; Pelobatidae. The transcript is spliced from 6 exons.
ACUCUUGCGGUCCUCCCUCUUGUGUGAAGCACCAGCAGUCACAGGGUUGGGUGCAGCCGCAUGCUCCCUGGGAAUGAUUUGUCGCUGCUAUUAACGAUCACCCUCGCUCUCCGGAUUCUCUGAUCAGGAGAUCACAGUGACUCUUCCUAAGGGCUUGCCUUCGUAGCUGGGGACACCAUGUCUGACGAUUUUGGCUUCUUCUCCUCCUCUGAGGCUGGUGCUCCUGCAGAGACAGAGGAGGACCCUGCAGCUGCCUUCCUUGCCCAACAGGAAAGCGAAAUUGCUGGGAUAGAGAAUGACGAAGGCUUUGGGGCAGUCCUGGUAGGAGGCCAAGCUUCCCCGGAUUCACUGAUUGAAACAGUGGGAUUUGAUGACCUGGUGACAACCCCUGUAAAUGGAGACAUUUACCAGGAAUCUGACGGAUAUGCAGCAAUAGCCAAUGCUGACCGACUGACUCAGGAACCGGAAAGCCUCCGGAAAUGGAGAGAGGAGCAGAAGAUACGCUUGGAGGAGCUCGAUGCAGCUUCCAAGGUGACGGAGCAGGAGUGGAGAGAGAAAGCCAAGAAAGACCUAGAGGAGUGGUACCAAAGGCAGAGCGAACAGAUUGAAAAAAACAAGGUUUCAAACAGGAUUGUGGACAAAGCAUUUUACCAGCAGCCUAAUGCUGAGGUCAUUGGUUACGUAGCAUCUGAUGAAACCCUGGUCUCUGAGACUAAAGAUGAUGAGACUGGGACAGAAUGGGAAAGAGUUGCCCGGCUAUGUGACUUCAACCCUAAGAGCAGCAAGCAGUCAAAAGACGUGUCUCGCCUGCGAUCUGUACUCAUCUCCCUCAAGCAGACGCCCCUAUCUCGCUAAGCACCUCUUCAAGCUCACGUCACCUCCCUGCAUCACAUUAUACCAAAGAAACUAUCGCAAGAAGGAUCGGGCACUUGAUAUGAUGCCCUCAACAGGUCUCUAACACCUAUCUUUUAACCUGAGUGGAACUCACUCAACUACUGAACUGGGAACAUCUAAAUUAGUGAAGUUUCUAAUAUAUAAAAGUUCUGGUUUUUUAUUUUAUUGAAAAUGGGAAUAUGUGAUGAUGGGUGUAGGGAAGGGUUUGUUGGUGUAUCCUUUCCUUUGUGUCUUUGUGUGCCUGGCUUUAAAGACCGCUUGCUUAAAUGUUUCUCUUAAAGACCAGUUUGAAGAAGAAGGAUGUUUAAAUUGAAAUGUAUUGUUCCUCAACUUAGGAAAGGGAGUUAUAAAUCUAUGCACAGAUGUUGCACCAAGUCAUAACUGGCAGCUACACAAGUCGCACAAAUAACACAUUUUGACAAAUUAGAAACACAACAUGAAAAGCCAGAGGUACAGGAAAACCCUGAAAGAAAGUCUCUAGGCUCCAUACCCUAAAAGAUGUACUAAAGAGCUAAAUUAAAGGCAUAUUGUUUGGUGGUGCACGGGGAAAAUGCAGGUUUGGGAUACAAGGAGACAGGCAUGAUAUAGUCUAUAAUGAGUGGAGCUCUACCAGAAAUAGAUUGGGUCGACCCAAAAGUAGAUAGAACUAAGUCUCACUCCUUUUGCCUCCUACGUCACUCCCUGUGAAAGUGAUGUCUUAGGCUGGUGCCUUCUAUUCAUUAUGGGAAAUUUAGCCAUAACACCACAAAAUCCCUCUUAACUCUUUAUGUUACAGUUCCAGGAAUAAGACCCCCCCCCCCCCGGAACUAAUUGGUUGUACAAAUUAUUGUGGUUUAAAGGAUGGAAGUGUUUUACAUUAAGAAAGAAAUAAUCAAUAAGAAGUUUGAAAAUGUUUAAAAUAUGCAGGAACUUUAGUAUAUUUAAAUUUGUUAAUAUUAUCCUGUAUAAAUAAAAAAAAAAUUGGAUGGGGAGAGAGCUCUACCAUAAAAAAAAAAAUCUAAAACUGAAAUUUGGUUUGUUUCAGUUUUUAAUUAAACCAUUGUAGUGGUCUACAAAAAAAAGUUUUGUUAAUUAUUUGAGUAUACAUAUUGUAUUGCGGCACUACUAUGUGUAAUAAGCUAGGAUCUGUAAUGGAGUUAAUUUAUUUUUACAUAGUAUUGAUUUAAACCUUGCCCACGUGUGUAUGUACAUUUUCAGCAAUGUCAUUUGUAACCCUCCAUAGCUAACCAAGACUGAGAUCCUUUGCCUUUCGUUGCUCCUGCUUUUUAAAUUAGUUCCAUUCUGAAGAGUCAUUACUUGCUUUGCAGAAUUUCGAUAUAGUCCCUUAGUUUAAAUGUUAUAACAUUGUAUGGCGUAUGUUUCAUAUGAGCCCCCAAUCAUCAAUGUGGAAAAAAAACUAACUUUAAAGUGAAUUAAUUUUGUUAGAAAUCUUGCUUCAUUAAAAUAUGGUACUUUGGGAUUUAUUUUUAAUUGAUGUAAGAAAAUUAAUUUGAUUGACAUGAUACAAGAGAAGCAUCACCAGUUUUAUUUCAAUGUAUAAUCAAUUUAAUGUAACAGCCAAAUGUCAUUAGCUCUCUCUACCCAUUACCUAUAGCUAAUUAUCUCAAGAUAAAAGUCACAUUACCCACAGAAGAUAACUAGAUUACUCAUUUAUGAUGUCUGCUCUACACACUAAACUGAUACUAUUGUAUUUGUCCAUUUUAAGGAUGCUGGUUUAUUGCCUUGUAUAAGUAUUAAUUGUUCAGAAUUGAAGAUAAGCUAGAAAAAUUAUGAGUAAAAUUAAACGUUCAGAAUUUGACAAUUAUUCGAGCUUUUCAAACCCAGAUCCAGUUCCUUUGUGGUUCCGUGUUUUAAUUAAGUUUCAUAAAAUGUAUAAUAAUCAUAUGGGCAUUAAAGUGUGUUUAAAAUAAAUUGAAGAAUCAAAUUCGAGGAGGACAGAAAACAAAAUGCCACCUCACUUGAUUUGUCUCGAACGACUAAUUACAAAUUUGUCUUUUGAGGUCUAAUAAAUCAGGAAUGUGAUGCUGUAAACGCAUAGGUUUUUAGACGGGGUUAUUCACAUAAAUCAUGAAUUGACCAGUAAAGUUAGAAUUUUAGGCCAAAAUAGUCUAAUAGUAAAAGACCUCAAUAACUCUUUUUCUAUCGCAAGCUAUUUUAGCUUGACAUCUGCAUGUCACUGGUCAAUUUCUACCAAUUCGCAGCUUAGUGAAUAACUUGGAUUAGUCCUAACAUCGGCUGUACCGAUGGUGGGCAGUGGUUAGUGUUAUAAUGGUUUUAACUGGGAAAUAUAUAUUUUUUAAUGUUACUAUAAAAUACAGAUAGAUGUCUGGCUAUACUGGGCUACAAUUCGCACCGUGCUUUGCCAGCAUUGACCAAAAGAAACGGGACCAGCCCUUUUCCAACAGUUAAAUUACAUGGAGAAUUGCGAAAUAUUGGCUAAGAAAUUGCACACUUCUUAGUCAAAAUGACCAAUCGCAUAAAACAAAUCUCAAACUUCACCAGGGUUCCCGCUGACAAUUUACUGCUAAGUGAACAACCCUGUUAGAAUUGUACAAAUAUUUUGCACCUCUUGAUUAUAAUAAACUAAACCAGGACAAAUGUUGGCUUCUUAUUUUCAACCCAUGUGAAGCUUUCUAAUUAAUAAGGAUACACAUUAUACAACGGUUACAGUAUUUCCCACUGAUUAUGCUUGUUUUUUGCUUUAGUAUAUCAAUUACCCUUUAUAAUGCAAUUGUCAUUAUUGUUUCAUUACAUUGUUAUUGGAGUGCAAACAAAGAACAUUUAAGAUGUAGUUUGGUGAUCAAUGUUUGUAUGUGUCAUAGAAAUAAAACGCUAUUAAGUCUA